GGGAAUAUACUAUUUAUCUAUUUAACCAGUACAGGAGAAUCGAAGAGCCGGAGGCUGCGGGGUUCCAGGGCUUUGUGAACGGCCUUGAUUUUUGGGUGGUCCGCGCUCAGCGCUGCUCUAGAGAUGCUGGCCUUGUUUAACAAGCUGUUGGACUGGUUCAAGGCUCUGUUCUGGAAAGAGGAGAUGGAGCUGACGCUUGUGGGCUUGCAGUAUUCUGGGAAGACCACCUUUGUCAACGUGAUUGCGUCUGGACAGUUCAAUGAAGACAUGAUACCGACUGUUGGGUUUAACAUGAGAAAAAUCACCAAAGGGAAUGUGACUAUUAAGCUCUGGGAUAUAGGAGGGCAGCCACGAUUCCGAAGUAUGUGGGAGAGAUACUGCAGAGGUGUCAGCGCAAUUGUUUACAUGGUGGAUGCUGCUGAUCAGGACAAAAUUGAGGCAUCAAAAAAUGAACUUCAUAACUUGCUGGACAAGGCCCAACUACAGGGGAUACCGGUGCUUGUUCUUGGAAAUAAGAGAGAUAUUCCAGGAGCUUUGGAUGAGAAGGAAUUAAUUGAAAGGAUGAACCUGUCUGCCAUCCAGGAUAGAGAGAUCUGCUGCUAUUCCAUCUCUUGCAAAGAAAAAGACAAUAUAGACAUUACAUUACAAUGGCUUAUCCAGCACUCCAAAUCUAGACGGAGCUGAGGACGCCAUAUCUUCAUCUGCCAUUUUAAAUUUCUUGGAGAGUGUUUUGUGUCUGGGACUUGCCACAAUAUCAAGAAAAUGGAAAGGCGCCCAAACCCUAAGAUUUGCUCUCUCCUUUCAUCUGUCUGUGAAUUAUUGUUCUGUUUUCACAUCAACAUCUUCUUCCUGCAUUCUUCUAAAUUGUAUUUUAACACUUUCCUGUCACCUUCCCUUGUAAGAAAAAAUCAUUUUACCUCCCUUGGUCCAUUUCUUUCCCUUUUUAUUGUUAAUGUGUGAGUGUAUAUAAAUAUACAUGUAUGUAUGUAUGUUUGUGUAUAUAUAUAUAUAUAUGUAUAUGUUUUUAUUUAAUGUAGGACUUUAGUUUAGUAUGCCAUUCUCCAUUGUAUUUAUAUAAAAUGAUGAGAGAAAAUAGAUAAAACAUUCCAGUGCAACAUUAACAUACUACUUAUCUCUGUAUGUAAGCUACAGGUUUUUAAAGGUUUGCACAUUUUUUUUUUUUAAUUUUUAUUUAUUUAUUUUUGAACUCCAAAAGCAUUAAUUUAUUUACAUAAAUUUGUAUAACUCAUCACAAGAGGAGGCAUUGGAUUAAUUAAGGAAUUAACCUUGUUGUAAGCAGGGGUCAUGAGACAUUUUAUUGGCUGGAUUAUGAGUAUAAAAAAACUGAAAUAUGAAGAUAUUGUCUAUUAUCGGACCGCUUGCUGAAAUUUGAUGAUGGGUUAAUAAAAGGCAGACAGAGACAUACUAAUGAGUGAGAUUUGCUGAUAAGUGUGACUUAUUAAUGAUCAUAUCAUAUAGACAUGGCCCUACAACAGGCUGUGUUCAUAGGUUCCUCAUGGCCAUAAUCAAAUAAUACAAUUUCCUUAAUUAAAAUGUACUUAAUUCAUUACCUUUCUGUACUGCAAAGCAAUAUAAUAAGUAUUACCCCGGAAUCCUGACGUAUGUAUGGGGCUAGAGUUGGACAGUUCUCUUCUACAAAAAGCCCCUAAUCAAAAUUCAUCUAUAUCUUUGUUUUGUAAUGUAUUUUUUCAGUAUUUAAUUUGUUUACUUCUAAUAAAUUAAUAAUUUGUGAGCA
Molecule: messenger RNA, 1756 nt
Organism: Spea bombifrons (plains spadefoot toad)
Lineage: Eukaryota; Metazoa; Chordata; Amphibia; Anura; Pelobatidae
Gene: ARL8A
Product: ADP ribosylation factor like GTPase 8A
Exons: 7
Coding region: 124-684 (186 amino acids)
Biological process (GO): anterograde axonal transport; protein transport
Cellular component (GO): lysosomal membrane
Molecular function (GO): GTPase activity; GTP binding
Source: RefSeq, a predicted model, not a curated record